GUUAUACUCAUUAUACUGCAAUAGCACGUAUAAUUAAGUAUAAUAAUGCAUUUCUUCUUGCACAUUAAAAGUUGGCAACUCUUUUUCUUUUGCGGGAAAUUCGUGAGGCACUACUGCAAAUGUAAACAAUCUGUGAUGGGAAAACUGAGAGACUGGUCUGACUCUUAGUUUCAAGUCUCUCUAGAAUCUAGAUCAUCAUGACAAGUUUAAGUAGAAAACGAAGCCAGCCAAAAGAUGUGGCCUCUGGCAAGAAAUCUAAGACUGAUACAGACUUUUACGACAAACAGAAUUUAUUGUGCAAACUAUCUACAGAAGCAGGUUUGAUUUUGAAAAAUGGCAGCCAAGAUAAUGAAAUAAGUGUGCCAAAAGUUCUGUUCCAAAAACAGCUUGGAACUGCUUUGAAAAACUACUCAGAAAAUUUGUUGGAAACAGUUCAGACCUUUACAAGUAACUUUGAAGAAUAUAUUGACGAUACCAAAAGAUUUCACAAGAGUUUAAUGUCAUGUGUUUUAACUUUAGAUGGCAAAAGCUCACAGACAGACUCGGUAGUUAGAAUAUUUCUUGGUGUGGAUGUAAUACAGUCCACAUUGAUGUCACUUCUGCUGGAUAAAUUGCCAGAGUUUAUGGGAGAUCAUGAUGACUACAUUUUUGAUAAUGGUCAAAAAGUCUAUGUUCCAAGAUUAUUACUUAGCCAGUAUAGAUUCUUGGAUCGCAUAGUUGAUGGACAGACUUUGUCUCAGAAACUUCUGGACAUUUUAAGUGUCUGCUCCUUGGAUGUGCAGAAAGAAAUAAUGGCUUGCAUCCCAGACAUUGUUGAUGACUCCCAGCAUGAACAAGUAGCCAGGAAAUUGAGAGAUGAGCUGCUGGGUAAUAAAGACUUGACAUGUCCUGUUAUUGAAGCUUUGACAUAUUUGAACAUAAUGCCAGACCUUGUGGCUGAGAUUCGCACGUCUGUGUUAGACAUUCUAAAGUCUUUUAGUAUUCCUGAUCUACCUGUUGUCAUCAAGUUCUUAUUGGAGUCUGUCACAGCUCAAGAUGCAGCGGAGGUAGUGAAUGAAAUCAGAUCUAGUAUUGACUUUACCACCUCAUCUAAACUAUCCAGUGAAAAGUUAGCCAGGAUUAAAACAGGGGUGAAAUUGACCAUUGAAGCAUUGAAAGAUAAGAUUCAAUUUAAGAGAUUUAUCACUGAGGCUUGGAUCAAAGUUUUAGAUGCUGCCAAGGAUACUAAGCCUCUUGAUUUGUUCAUACUGCUCAUUCUGUCCUGGUUGAAAAAUAAUAAAGACAGGAAGUCAGUAGAGAGUUUGUUUCGCAACAGAAUCAGGUCUGGCAACAUCACUCAAGUCGGAUUAGAGAAGGCUUUUAGUCACCAUACUGAGGUGUUGAGAGAAUAUUUCCCCUCUAUCAUGUCACUAGCCAGUGUUUUCCAGAGGUCACCCGAGCCUUCGAUUUGUUUUAUUGGCUGUUGUAUGUACAAACUGGCAUUCUCCUUCUUUGAUUCAUAUUGUAAACAGGAAGUUGUCAAGAAUUUAAUUAGUCAUAUUGGAAGUGGCUUUGCUGGGGAAAUUGAGGCAUCUUUGGAUAUUUUAGCUGAAUUAAUUCAAGACCAGCUACCGGAGAUGGCGCGAUUUGCUACAUUCCUGAAGCGUGUGCUUGACUACUUGGACCACAAUAACCUGUCUGUAGUGCAGAUUAAAAAAUUAUACCUCAUGCUAGCAAAACUGGCAUUCACAUCUUCACAGGAUGGCAGUUAUCUGCAGGAUGACCUUCACAUUAUUAUAUGUAAACAGCUGACUAGCAUCAAUCCCAAAUAUAAACGAAUGGGUGUAAUGGGAGCCUUGUCCAUCAUUCAUGCACUUGCAUUCAGUGCUGAAAGUGCAGGGGGUGCUAUGGGAGAUAAUGAAUACAGUGAGGUCGUACAGUUGCUGGAGCUGGUCCAGAACAACAGCAACAAAGAUCCAGAAACUCGGGCCCUGUUCUUGGACGGCCUGGCAGCUGUCAUGGCUACAGAGAAAGUCUACAACAAAGUGAUGCUGUGGGUAGCUAACAACAUGACACAAGUGUUUGAAGAAAACUACAUCGCAGACACAGAGGAAGAUGCUGAGUUGACGUCUAGAACCUCUGUUCCCGUGGAUGUUAUGUACGGUCUGAACAAUGAGGCUGAAAGUACAGUGGUUCUCAAUCUGGUACCACUACUGGAACAACAACUUGACGAUGAGAGGCUGAAGAGAAAUAAUUCCAGUAAAAGUCUGCUGUGCCUGUCCCCUCUGUUUCAUCUGGUGACUGUUUGUGAGUUAAAGACGUCAGACAAUAACCUGGAUAACAUUGAUGCACUGCUAGGCUGCCCAGUGCUGAUGGUGAAGCCAGAGGUCUGUGAGGAGGUGAAGACCAUGUCUGCAAAGGAGAAAGACAUUGUCUGCUCUGCCAUCUUCUAUUGCAUCAACUGGUUCAGGGAAGUGAUCAACAGCUUUGCCCCAAUGUCCAACCCUGAAAUGAAAGCCAAAGUCAUAAUGCGCUUGAAGCACGUCACUGAACUGGUUCUGCAGCUUGAAACUUGUUUGUCUCACCAUAACAACUUCCAGCCACCCCUGGCUAUAUUUGACGAAGUUGCCUCACCCGUUGUGGUCCCUUCAACUGCAGCCCCAAGCACCUCUACAGCAGGCUCUAAGAAAAAAGGGAGAAAGAAUACCAAAAAGGGUAAAAAGUGUCCCACUGAGGACGUUAGUAAUGCUAACGACACAACAUUCACAGACAUUUUGGACAAGUCGCAGGACACAACUCUGCUUGCUAAAACAAAAAAGUCAAUAGAUAUGUCCGCGUAUCGACCUUUUUUCCGCGAGCUUAACUUCAAAGUGUUUGCCAUACUCCAAGCUGGAGUCAUCACAAGGGCCGCUCUAGAUUCUGAAAUGAACACAAAAACUACAGAAGAACUUCAGAUAGGUUUGCCUGAGCUUGUUUUUUUGUUGGAAGAUCUGUCCCUAAAGCUGAAUCACUCGUUGAUUGCCACGGCAACCAAGCGCCGAUCUUUCCUGCAUAGAAGCUCUGCUAAAAAUGUGGGAUUUGCCAUGCUGGAUCAACACACCCCCAAAGAGAUUGCAGAAGAAAUGGCCAAGCUGCUUCCUUGCUUGUGUGAUCACCUUGAGGAGACGUACACGUUCUUCAAGACUCAAAUCUCAAACAAUGAUGGCCUGCUUGAUGCACCGAACAGGUGGUCAGCCAAGUCUGUCAAUAUGGCCGACUGCUUCCAUUUGCUGAUUCAGUGCAUUCACUGUUUGUUUUCAUGGAGUGGGUUCCAAAGUGAAAGCAACAAGUCACUUCUGGAAAAGUGUCUGAAGGUCAUGGUCAAACGAAUCAGUUCAUCUCAGAAUAAGAAUUCCUUUGUAUCACUUCAAGAUUCAUUUGGUAUUGUGUUUCAAUAUUUUGGUGUGAUGGUUGAAGCUUGCCCUGGCUUGGAGACUGGAGCAACUCUCAUCAAACUGCUGAUGUUGUUGGCAGAUAAAUGUCAACGGGAUGAUGUCAAUGACAAACUGGUGUCACUAGCAAAGAUGCUGUUAAGUCGUGACUGGGUGGGUCCUGAUGGACAGAGGCUGAAGGGUGCUAAGCAUAACGAGAACCUGCAGGUGGUCAUCAAGUGUUUCAUUGAGUACAGUGACCAAUCCCUUGAGGCUCUGGAGGUGUUAUCAGUUUCUGGACUAGCAGAAAUGAUCAGAUUGGAAAAAGAUGAAUGUCUUGAAGAAUUUGGAUCAUUGCACAGGCACUCUUUUCCAGUCUAUUACAAAGUAAUACUCUCGGAGCUUAUCAACAUUGUCAAGAAAAUACCAGCUGGCAGGAAAACAGAUUCUUCAACUGUUCAAGAUGACCGACUAGCUAGCUGGUCCACAGCUGUGAAAGUCUUGCAGGUGGCCACCAGCCUAACAAAAGUGUUCAGCGCCAGAAGCAACUUGGCUGCCGCUCUCAAGUAUGGCAGGCAGUUCUUGGAGUGUUUCUUGCGGCAGUCCAUGCCACUUCUGGAUGUCAUCUUCCGCCGUCGCCACACUGAUGUGGAGAAGCUGUUGCGUACGCUACAGCAAAGUACUAGAAUGUUGCAACACCUUUGUGGGCACUCCAAGAAUGUCAAGGAUAUGUCUCUGACCAAUCAAGUGCCAACUUUAAAACGUGCCCUUGAGACACUCAUUUUCAGGGUGAAAGCCAUGCUGAUCUUGAAUAAUUGCCAAGAUGCAUUCUGGGUUGGCAAUCUUAAAAAUAGAAACUUGAAAGGAGAUGAAAUUUCAACCCAGGAGACUGUGAAGGACAAGGUCGCGCCCAGCGGUGAUGGAGAUGGAAACGAGGAGGAGAAGGACCCGGAUGAAGCAGAAGAGGGAGAUGAGGACAUCGGUGAUGUGAGUGAUGAGAGUGAAGUGGAAGUAUCACAGGAGGAAGAGGGAGAUAACCAGACUACAAGUACCACUUCUGCUGGAGGCUCUUACAGUGAAAUAUUUUGAAAACUUAAAAAAAACUUUGCAAUGAUUUUAUAAAAUAUGCAGAGAUUUGAAUUAUAGCAUAGUUUCAAUGUUGGUAUUUAAAAAAAAAAAAAAAAAAAAAGAUCUAAUGUAUAUCUAUAGACAAAAAAAAAUGUAUUACAGGUACGCUCCAUUUAAAGUGUCAUUACCAUAUGUCAAAACAAGUAUAACAAACAGACAUUUGUAUCAAAAGUCUACACCAGUAAUGCCCACCAUAAUCAGCCUGGGCGCCAUGUCUGACAUUUUUCAUGGGAUGCAUCAUCUAAAAGAUUGGAUCCUUUAUGGUUUUAUGACCCAUUGUGGGUUGAAAGCUGUAGGGGCUGAAUAGCUGUGUCUUGGGAUGGAUGUAGCCCGCAGGGCAUAGUUUGCUCAGACAAAGAUGGCAAUGAGUUUUAUGCAGGCUUUAUCUCAAUGCUUAUGUUUCACAAAUAACAUAAAAAAUUGUGUCUUUUUUUUUACAAAGCUUAUAUCAACUCGCUCUGUCUGUCUGUCUGGUAAAAAGUUUGAACAUGUUUUUUCUCCCAUUUCCCAGUCACAGAUCAAGUUAAAACUUUGCACAAUUAUUCAUUGAACCUGACAAGACAUGAAUCAAUCCGAAAAAAAUAAACAGUUAGUGAAUUAAGUAUUGGUGAUUAAUUAUUUAGUUUGAUUUUGAAAUAAGGGCAUAAAUGCUACUUAUUGAGAGAUGUGAAUAUAUACAUGGAUUUAGUCCCCUUAUUACAUUUGGGCAUGUUUUUUUUUUCUCUCACUUUCCAUUCUCUGAUCAAGCUGAAAUUUAUUCAGUCGAUAACUAUUCUUGAAUCAAUCCAAAAAUUCACCAAUUAGUUAAUCUAGUACUAAUUAAUUAAUUAUGUUUUACUAUAGCAGAUAGGGAGAUAAACCCUUUAAUUUAUAGACAAAAUAGCAGUACUUAGCUGUUUCUUCCCUUAGGUAAGCUUUGUUUUUUAAAAAGUUGUUUUCUAUUGCAUGUUUUCAAAUGUUUUGUCAAAUGUUUUACAUGUUUCGGAUGUUCCUUCAGAGUUGAAGAUAGUUUACUUCCUAGUACAAACCUCCCUCAGGACGACCGGGGGAUUGGAGCGGGCAGGAUUUGAACCCUCGACCAUCGAUAAAUCCGAACGACAGUCCAGCGCGCAAACCUCACGACCAGGCAGCCAUCCCAUUAGUUCCUCCGUUAGGAACUUAAUGGUGGUCUGUCGUUUCUCAUCCUAUUAAUUUCUUUUUUAAUGCUUAAUUGUUGUUAGUCUUUCCAUAAUCAAGUUCUUCUAUUACAGGGGUUCUCAACCUGGGGGUCAAUUGGCAAUUUGUCUGGGGUUGCUUAUGUCCUCGAAAAUACAGAAAUAUUUUUUUUAUCCAUUCUAACAUGCAAAACUUGUCACAUACUAUUUUUUUUUUUUUGCUCUUUGGAAUUUACUAAAUAUAUUGUUAUUCGAGGACAGGUGUUGAAGACAACUGAAUCAGUAUAUAUUUCCAACCUUUUUAUCUGUCCAGCAGAUAUUUUAAUAUAAGUUUAAAUUAAAGAAGAUUAAUGGAUAAGGUAUCGUUACUUCUGGACUUUCGUCUUUAAGCUAAAUAGUCAUUCUUCACAAUUAAGUGUUAGUGAAUUAUUUUUUUAUUUUUUUUA
Molecule: messenger RNA, 6117 nt
Organism: Biomphalaria glabrata
Lineage: Eukaryota; Metazoa; Mollusca; Gastropoda; Planorbidae
Product: Fanconi anemia group D2 protein-like
Exons: 29
Coding region: 198-4478 (1426 amino acids)
Biological process (GO): homologous chromosome pairing at meiosis; double-strand break repair involved in meiotic recombination; interstrand cross-link repair
Cellular component (GO): nucleus; condensed chromosome
Molecular function (GO): DNA polymerase binding
Source: RefSeq, a predicted model, not a curated record